This is a messenger RNA of Dermatophagoides pteronyssinus (European house dust mite), 1793 nucleotides long. It is a transcript of the gene Mettl3, whose product is annotated as methyltransferase like 3. Lineage: Eukaryota; Metazoa; Arthropoda; Arachnida; Sarcoptiformes; Pyroglyphidae. Gene Ontology annotation, cellular component: nucleus; RNA N6-methyladenosine methyltransferase complex. Gene Ontology annotation, biological process: mRNA modification; RNA methylation. The record is from RefSeq and is a predicted model, not a curated record. Gene Ontology annotation, molecular function: mRNA m(6)A methyltransferase activity.
AAAAUUGCCAAGUUUGUUUUGUUUUGGAAAUUUUUUUGUUUCAAUUUUUUUAAAAUUUCAAUCAAAAUGAACAAUUCCAAAUGGAAUGAUUUACAAGCGAUUCAAAAAAGAAAUAAUUCUAUUAAGGAAAAAAUUCUACAAUGGAAACGACAACGUGAAAAUAUAUUGAAUGUAUCAUCAUCAUCACCAGUGCCAUCAUCAUCCGCCAUUCCAGCCGGUUUUGUUGAUGAAAAAACAAAUUCAACUUUUAAAAAAAUUGAAAACAAAUUAAUCGAUAUUCUAUUUGAUAAAUCAAAUAAUUUUCCUAUUGAUUUUGCUACAAUUCAAUCGCUGACAUCAAAUUUUACCGAUAAAAAAACUACUAAAGAAUUAUUGAUAAAAUUUUCAUUAAAAAAAUUAAUCGAAUUAAAUGAAUAUAUUGGAUCGGAUGAUGGUGAAAAAACAAUAUUUAUUCUAUCGGUUGAUUAUGAUGCAUUAAAAUUAUUGAAAGAAGAUAAUGAAAAAACAGAAGAACAUAAAUUGAAACGACCAUUACGAAAUGAUGAUAAUGAUAAUGAUAAUGAUCAAUCAGAAUCUAAAUCCAAAGAUUUACAUACGGCGAAAAAAUUUCAUUCAAAUAAUGAUAAAGAAAAAUCCGAUAAUAAUAAUAAUAAAAAUGAUUCAGUCGAAGGUAUACUAUCAUUACAAUCAACAAUUGAAAAAGAAAAUCAAAAAAUAUCCGAAGAAAUACAACGAUUAUUAUCAAAACCAACAGCAAAAGAAUUAUUAUUGAAUGAACAAUUUCGUUCAUUAAAUCCAAAUGUACAGGAAUUUUGUCCACGUGGUACACCUGAAGAAUGUAUUCGGUCAAAUAAUUCAAAUGAACCAUGUGAACGUAUACAUUUUCUUAAAAUUAUACAAAAACAUACUGAUGAAUCAUUAGGUGAUUGUUCAUUUUUAAAUACCUGUUUUCAUAUGGAUACAUGUAAAUAUGUACAUUAUAAAGUUGAAAAAAAGAAUGAUCCAUCCAUUUAUAAUAAUAAUAAUAAUGAUAAUAAUACGGCUUCAACGAUAACCAAUCAGAAUAAUAAUAAUAAUAAUAAUAAUAUCGUCAUAACAUUGGCAACAGCAACUGAACAACCAUUUAAACGAAAUCUUUUCCCUGCACAAUGGAUACGUUGUGAUUUACGUUUUUUUGAUAUGAGUAUUUUGGGAAAAUUUUCGGUUGUUAUGGCUGAUCCACCAUGGGAUAUACAUAUGGAAUUACCAUAUGGUACAAUGUCCGAUGAUGAAAUGCGUAAUCUAAAUAUUCCUUGUUUACAGGAUGAAGGUCUUAUAUUUUUAUGGGUUACUGGUCGUGCUAUGGAAUUAGGUCGUGAAUGUCUUAAACUUUGGGGUUAUGAACGUUGUGAUGAAUUAAUUUGGGUAAAAACUAAUCAAUUACAACGUAUUAUACGUACUGGUCGUACUGGACAUUGGAUUAAUCAUGGUAAAGAACAUUGUUUAGUUGGUUUAAAAGGAAAUCCAAAAAAUAUUAAUCGUAGUUUGGAUUGUGAUGUAAUUGUUGCUGAAGUACGUGCUACAAGCCAUAAACCAGAUGAAAUUUAUGGUAUUAUUGAACGUUUAUCACCGGGAACCCGGAAAAUUGAAUUAUUCGGACGUCAACAUAAUACACAACCAAAUUGGGUAACAUUAGGUAAUCAAUUAGAAAGUAUUUGUUUAAUGGAUCCACAGCUAAUUGAUACAUAUAAAAAAUGUUAUCCAAAUGAAAUUAUCGAUAAUCUUCAAUAACCAAAAAAAAAAUCAAUUUUACA